AUGUCAGAGAUUUCGCCCCUUGACACAACUUCCCCAACGCCAAAAGAUGCCACCUACGAGCUGCUCGGCGACGACCUCUUCAAACUAACCUUGACACGCGAAAACAAAGCCGAAAUCUUCGAAUACGCGAUCUCCAAGCUUUCUCAGAGCCAUCAUGAAACCUCGUUCGUACUUCAAAACCUAACCACAUGGAAUCCAUCGGUCGCAUCUCUGUUCACCCAACGCUCCUCAUCCACCAUCCUAGACACACCCUUCCGCCUCAUCUUCCCCAACUCGGCCCUCCCAUCCUUCGACGAGACAGGCCUAUACGUCCGCCAGUACCUCGCUAUAUCAUACUGUUGGCGAUCCGCAGACUUCUUGCCGAAGGGAUACGAAAGGUAUGGCAGCUGGCCUAUCAGCAAACCAUUUGUCGACGCGAUUUUGAGUGAUAAGGAUCAUCCCCGCGAGGGCAUCUGGAUGGACCAACUCUGCAUCGACCAGGAGUCUUCGACCGAUAAGCAGAAAGCCGUUGCGGCAAUGGAUGUCAUCUACCGAUCGUGCAUACGACUUGUAGUUUUGUUAGAAGACGUGUUCCUCGAUGAGCGGGAAGCGGCGCUGCAUGAGAAAUAUGAUCCUGCCAAGAUGAAAUAUGAAAAGACGUGGAGACCUGAGGGAGACGAAAGAGAUGCAUUUGUGAGUUUCUAUCACAAAGUCAAUGCUGCGCGAUGGUGGGAAAGAGCGUGGUGUUUUCAUGAGUUUAAUGUUCAUGAGCCGUGGAGUGAUAAGAGGCAGUGUAAUGUUAUUCACAACGCUACUUUUGUCGUGAAUGGACCUGGAGGGUCUACCGUGAAGAUUAAAUGGGUUAAUCUCCAUCUCAUCAUGGGGAGUGCGAUGGAUCUACUCCCUGGUCUGGGGAUCUUCGCUGGCAUUGACAAAGGAUAUGAUUCGGAAAACGGAUGGAGGAGUAGUUUGAUGGGGAGGCAUAACAGCGUGGAUCAGAAGGGGUGUACACAUCUGGCUGACCGGCUAAGUAUCAUGAUUAAUAUGCAUGGUUUAGGCCUUGCGUACGUGGGACAGCAACUGCAGACCAAGGAAGAAGUCCUGUAUCUUAGCACAUUAUUGGCUCUUGCGGCGGGAGAAACCUACUCUUUGAGCGUGAUCGACGUACAGUCACUCACGUUGAAUGGCAGGCCAACGUGGCUAGCACGACACACUGGAGCGGAUCUUUCGCUCCCUAGGUUCAAACUCGGGGGCGUCAACGGCAUUCAUCGCAUAUCAGAGCAAAAAAUCGAACUGGACAUGAUUUUUCUUGAUGCACCUUGGGAGAGCAUCAAGGAAGAAGAUCUCAUCCCUACGUACAAGAUCUUCCCCAGGACUAUAACGACUACACAACCGGUGAGACAUGUCUCAGGAAAUUAUCUCGAUACCACGACGGACAUCCAUCAUGACACUCUUCUUGACAAAGCCCGUCGCCGCUUCCUUGCUGGCUGUAUCAUGAAUGGUCACUCCUUCACUGCCCGGCUGUGGUCACAGCUGAAGCGUGACGUUGUGUUAGCCAAUUACAACACUGACAUAUUCAAGGACCUGGCACCUAAUCCCUCUCUACAUGUCGCAGCGCGAAGUUUCAUUGCACAACUCCUACCGAUAUCAGAGUUACUAGGCAUCCUACCUCCCCCCGCCUUUAUUCUGGAAGAUGCUCACCUGUUCUUGACAUGGCUCACCGACCCGCGAUCCAUAUACUACCUUGGUGCCAACACAUUCCGUCUACAAUGCGCACUCAACUAUGACCAGGCCUUCGUCAGUGCCAUAUCUGUCAAUGAGCACUUUAAUGAUGGGCCGAGUGAGGACUUACGAACUGCUGUACCGACUGAUUUACUGGAUUUGACUUGCAUACCGCGGAGAGUAUGGUUUUUGCGGCCUGGAAAGGGUGAGCAAGGAGAGGGAAAGUGGAGAGUUGUGGGAAAGUCGCUAUUGCUUGGUGAGCCUGACUUGAUGACUGAGGCAAGGACGAAUGGGGGAAGGGAGGAUGCGGUGGUAAGGUUGAGGGAGAGUACGGUUGUUAUUGGUUGACAGUGAAGUAUGCAGUCACGUGGCUGGGUUGUUCCAACUUGGGUCAUCAUGUUGUUGAGGCUGCCGUAGCAGCAGUCGUUGUGGAGAACAUAUUGUCAUGUUAGUUUCAAACUAUCAAGAAUGAAC
This is a messenger RNA of Dothidotthia symphoricarpi CBS 119687, 2175 nucleotides long. RefSeq lists its product as uncharacterized. Bases 1 to 2049 code for a protein of 682 amino acids. The record is from RefSeq and is a predicted model, not a curated record. The transcript has 2 exons. NCBI's taxonomy places the organism in Eukaryota, Fungi, Ascomycota, Dothideomycetes, Pleosporales, Dothidotthiaceae.